AUUUUCUUUGCGUAGAGAGCUGGAUCUAUUGUAUAAAAUCUAGAUUAGAUCUAUUUCAAUUCAUAUUCUUAUUAAGAUAACAUGAAUCAAAACGAAGAAAAUAACUUAGAAGCUUCAUUGGAAGUGUAUAAAUUGCAGCUGUCACAAGUUGAACAAGCAAUACAAGUAGCUGGGGAGACCCCAGAUUUAAAUCAACUGAGGGAUGACCUACUAGAACUUAUCAAAUUAACUGAAGACAAUUUACUGCAGCUGAAGAAAGCAAGACUAUUAAAAGCUCUUGAUGAACAGAGUGUCCCUGUUGGUUCAACAUCUACAUCAUUAGAUGAUGAGUUUGCUGCCUUCCAGUCAUCUUUGGCUGAUGAGUUAAGCCCAGCAAACUCUAAUAUAGAUUCUUCAUCGACCAACCAGUCUACUUCACACUGUGCAGGGGCUUCAUCCUUAAUAGACAAAGACCCAGACAGUUUUGAUAGCUCUGAUUCUGAUGAUAGUGACGUUGAUGCUGCUGAUGGUAGUUCAUAUUUUUCUGAUUUAAUUGGGACUAAGUGUAGGGCACCUUUUCACCAUGAAUACGGAGGUCAUCAUUACGGCAAUGCCAUGAUAUGGUCUGCUGAUCCACCCUCUGACAUCACUGAUGCCAAAGAGUACAUGGUGCGUGUAAUAUUUCUGAAUCCAGUUCAUCCGUCUCUCAUUACCUGUUCCUAUUAUUUGGAUGGACAGUGUAGGUUCUCAGAUCAGGACUGUAGACGUUCUCAUGGUCAUCCUGUUCUUGUGUCAGAGCUGAAACCAUUUAUUGAACCUGACCACAGUAAAAUUAAAGAAGGCUGUCGGUGCCUGGCUAAGUUCACAGAUGAAGUUUGGUAUCCAGGAACAGUUGUGGAUAUCUGUAAUGAUCAUCAGGUCAAUGUCAGAUUUGAUUCUCAAAAAGAAGAGAGUACAGUACUGGUGGAGCAUGUGUUACCUCUAGAGAGUGAAAGUGAUAGUGAGGAUGAUGAUGAUAAAAGUGAUGAUGACGCCCACAGGGACACAGCUAAGUCACACAACGAUGAUGACGAAAGGCCAGCAUACAUGUGGACACCAGCACAGACCACUGAUAAAAUGGGAGCUUGGGAAACACAUACGAAAGGCAUUGGAUCAAAACUUAUGGCCAAAAUGGGUUAUAUCACAGGUCAAGGUUUAGGACCAGAAGGUUUAGGGAGAGCAGAACCUGUGCCUAUAAUGUUACUGCCACAAGGUAAAUCUCUGGACAAGAUCAUGGAGCUGAAAGAGAUGUCAGGCAACGAUGACAUGUUCAAUGCCAUGAAGAAACUGGAGAAAAGACAGAAACUGAUGGAGAAGAAGGAGCUAGAGAAAGAAGAAAGGAAGGAAAGGAAAGACAACUGGGGAGUCUUUGGAUUUAUCAACAAUAAACUGGGAGAUAAGAAAGAUACAAAAUCACGAAGUCAUAGCUCGCAGCAUUCACUGAACAAGAUCACACAUUCUACAGAGAAAGAACUGAAUAAAAGAUCAGACAAUGAGGUCAAUGUUCAGAUUUUCAAGACAAGUGAAGAAAUCAAGUCAGUGGAGAAACAUUUGAUACAUCUCAAACAGCAGCUGGCUCGGAACUUAUCUAGAGACAAAAAGAUGGCAGACACUGUACGGGAAAAGAUUAGGCAGCAAGAAAAAUAUUUAGGUCAACUCAAGACAUCAUCGCAGACACUUGAGACACAUAGAGACAGAAGGAGUGCUCACAAAAAGCUGUCUUUAUUUUAAGACAUUUUCCACAAAGUUUUGACUUAGUAAAUUUAGAAAUAUAUUUAUACAUGUAAUGAGCAUUCUGUAGGCCAAUCUUGCCUUGUCUAGGGCCCUUGGACGAUAUUUGGCCAAUGGCGCUGUGAUUUCCGACCCAGCGCUGUGAUAUCCGGCCCUUCAAGCUAUCUGCCUACAGUGCAUGAUGGAGCAUCAGAAGUUCUUUUUACUUGACAAUGUUUCUGCAAGGAUCAGUGAACACCUUAUGAUUGUUGUGUUUGUUUUAGAAGAUAUCAAUGACAUUUUUGGUUUCUGUGCUGAAGUUGUAAUAGAAAAAAAAGUCUAUUUUAUACAUAAAAACACUUGAAUAAAAAUAGUAAAAUGAAAAUCAUUCUACUUAGUAGCAUGCAAUUUUCACUUUUUAAAAAAUUCUCUCUUGUUCCUUUUAUGUUUUAUUUUAUUAAUUCUAGUCUUUAGGAUGUUAUUUACAAUUAAAUGUAAUUAAUAAAUAAAUAAUGUAAUUACAGUUAGAAAUAUAUUGUGAGGCUGACACCAAUGAAAUCCCAGUGGCUCACUUCUUAGAGUCACAGUUUUUUCAUUCCCAAUGACCCAAUUCUUUCAAGUUUAGGUUCAGAAGCUACAGAAAUGUUAAAAUGCAAUGUUCCCCUUUCAGACCUAGUGAUCUAUGCAGGGCCGGUCCUACAGGUUGUGGGGCCCUAUUCGAAACGGAUUGCGCGGGGCCUAAUUUGGGUUGUGAUAAGGAUAAUAUGUGAAAAUUAAGAUUUUGUAUUAGAAAAUAAAUUCAUCUUUGCAUUUUAUUUAUAUUUUACUGAGUACAAAAUCAGUGUCAAAUCAACUUUACGAGCCAUCUACAGUAGAUAGUAGUUUUCCAACAAAAAGCCGAUAAAUAUUCAGAUUUGCCUUUUAGAUUUAAAAUCGACUAGCAAAAUAUUGCUUUUUUUUUUCUAAGAGGUCAAGAUAGAUUUAGAUCUAUAUUUGUAUGCCAGAGACUAUUAAAGUAAAUUAAGUAUUUUAACUUCUUGUUUUGGUUUAAAUUUGCCUUAUUAUUACAUUUGUAUUACAUGAAAGUUGACAACAUUUUGUCUGUUAUAAUGAGAUUUGCAUCAGUUUUCACAAAUUUUCAUGACUUUUCUUAUAUUUUUUAAUUUUAAGAGAAUUCCUGGAACCCUUUAAUAAUAAGUUAAAAUGGUUUAAUUUAAUAAUUUACACCUAGAAUUUGCAUCGCCAGGGCCUAUGAAAGAGCGGGGCCAACUGCGGCCACAUAGGUUGCAGUGGCCUAAGACCGGCCCUGGAUCUAUGGGGCAGAUAGUGUAAAGGUCCACGGCCCAGGAUAAUGAGGAUGUCAUGUCAUGGCCAGCACAACUACCAACCACUUUUACAUUUUUCCAUCUAAUGUCAAGAUACCCAUUAGGGUUGGGUGGACUCAAGAGGCACCCUGAAGAUCCCAAAAGUAAAAAUCGCAGUCUUCACCGGGAUUUCAACCCGGGACCCCCAGUUCAAAAGCCAAGCGCUUUACCACUCAGCCAUUGUGCCUCCCAGUGUGACUGUGGACAGGGGCAAGUGGUGUUGAAUGAUUGUAAUAAUGUAAAAGACCAAGAAUUUAGAAGAGAAAGAAACAUUUAAGAACAUGAGUAACAUUGUGUAUUUUGUAAACACAAGUAAAAUACAUAUGACAAUACAAUUUACUGUUUGUAAUUUUUUUUUAAAUGACAU
Messenger RNA from Biomphalaria glabrata, 3459 nucleotides. Its product is annotated as zinc finger CCCH-type with G patch domain-containing protein-like. Gene Ontology annotation, molecular function: DNA-binding transcription factor activity, RNA polymerase II-specific; metal ion binding; RNA polymerase II cis-regulatory region sequence-specific DNA binding. NCBI's taxonomy places the organism in Eukaryota, Metazoa, Mollusca, Gastropoda, Planorbidae. Bases 82 to 1749 code for a protein of 555 amino acids. Gene Ontology annotation, biological process: negative regulation of DNA-templated transcription; regulation of transcription by RNA polymerase II. The record is from RefSeq and is a predicted model, not a curated record. Gene Ontology annotation, cellular component: nucleus. The transcript is spliced from 13 exons.